AUGUCUAAUUUGUUUCGUGAUAAUGCUCGUAGUUUCAAGCCACGAUCGAAUAUAUUCACAAAACUUCGAUAUAGGGAUUCCGGCCAGGACAGCGAUGCUAGUUCUGAUAAUGCGUCUACUGUUGAUUGGAGUGGGGUAGCUCAAAACCGUUCGAAGCUUGAUAUGCAGGACUCCCGGUUUCUAACCACUGAUACGUAUGUGUCCGUCCUGAACGAAAGCACCCCGUUAUCAAAGAACCGGGUUCAGAAAGAAGAUUUGAGAACCAGAAAUGUUAGAGAUAUAGUUGAAAAGGGAACGAGCGUUAAAGAUUCGACAGGCUUCAAUGCGACAACUUCUUCAAACGAUGUGCUUUUGGAAGCAUUCACAAACACGCAAAAAAUCUGUUCCAGCUUAAAACUUGAACUUCAACGUGUCAAAUCGGAGAAUCAGCAUCAGAGUGACACCAUCGGCGUUUAUCAAAACGAAGUUGACAAGCUCAGAGGCAAAAUGACAGAGCACAUGAACCUGCUUCUAGCGCUCGAGACAAAGUCAUCUGAGCUGCAAGCCAGGAAAACGACGACCGAAGAACAGCUUGCUGUUUUGAGAAGUGACUACGGUCGCCUUGUCGAACGCGUACGCCAUCACAGAGAAGAUAGUGACCUUGUCAAAGUGCAGCUGGACGAUAUUCGUCAACAGCACGAACUGUGUGGCUCAGCUAUGUCCGAACAAAUGGAAGAGCUGGAGCGCUGGAAAAAAGAAUGCGGAGCUGAGCAAUUGAGAAAUCAAAACCUCACGCAAGAGCUUAAGGCAUCCAGAGAGAAUUCUUCGCGGAUUAUGGAAGAUGUCUUCCGACAAAUGGAUUCCAACAUUAACAAAGUCUUAACUACACUCGAGGGCUCAAUCAAAACAGAAGCUGAAAACAAUGGGUACUUGGUGCCGAAUUUCGAACAGUUUUGCAACACGUUGCAAUCUGCUGUAACGCAACAGCUCAAAGAGGAAAGCAGAAGUGUCGGUGAGGAGGUCCAAUUCUGCUUGAAAAAAGAGUUUAACAAUUUGGAAGGCACAAUGAAGAAUCAAAUUGAGGUUAAUUUAGCCGAGCUCCUGCCACCGCUUGACGUAAGUCUUAUCGGAGACGGUAUCGUCAAAAUUACCGGGGAGUUGCAGAAACUUAUGAGUUCCGAAUCAAGCCACUGCUCCAAGGAGUUGGCUGUGGCGCUUCACGACUCGGUGAAGGACGUCAAAGUUUCCUUAUCGGGCAUUCAGAGCAAGCUUCAGGACUACAACAAUAAUGUAAAUCAUGCUGGAACUUACGAGCGUAAGGUAGAUGGUCUUCAUGAGCGCUUGCAAGCUAUUGCGCUGCAAAAGAGCGAAGCGGUGUCGCUAAUAAAAACGAGAGAUACGGAAAUCGAAGAUCUCAACAAUCAAAUCCUUGAAAAGAGUAACUGUAUUGGUAAACUGGAAGAUGAAGAGAAACAGUUGAGGGCAACUAUUGCGCACAAUGAGCAGCUCCUGGAAGUGAAAGACCAGGAAUCUUCAAGAGUGACAGAAGAGCUUCAUAUGAGCAGAGCUAAUUGCGAAAAUAAGUUAUCCGCUCAGAAUGAGGUUCUUGAAUUGAUGAAAAUCCAAUGUGAUAGUUUGCGAAGUGACAUCGAUGCGUGCAACAUCGCCAGAAGUGAUGCUGAAAGAGAAAACAUGGAAACUAAGGAGCAUUCGAAAAAGAUCAAUGAGCAGGUCCAUGACCUCAAUGUCGAAAUCAUACAAUUGAAAGCCAGGGAGCUGGAAUUCGAUGAAGAGAAUAAAAAACUGAAAACCACAGUCGAACAGUUCAAUUUGGACGCUCGCGAGAACAGCAAUCAAGUUCGUGAAUAUAAACGGCGCGUUAUGGAGCUGGAAAGCGAGAAUACCUCGAGGGCCAGCGAUGUGCUGGAGAAUCAAGAUCUAAUAGCAGUUCUGGAACAGCAAUUGAAAAGCGCGCGAAAAGCGAUUGGCAUUCUUGAAGAGGAAAAGAGCGCACUCAUGCGUUCUGGUGAAAUCGAGGGGAAAGAUUCGCAUCAGAAGAAACAGCAGCAACAGCGGCGAAAGCGAGGGCUCGACAAUAAAGUCCCUCAAAGACCUUCGGUGUCACUAGUUGCUGCGGAGCUGCCUGCCGACCAGCACAAGCUCCUACAAGACGACAUUUUUGAGCUUUCGUCCUCUUCGAACGGCGGUCUCGAGAUGACUUAUCCGUCACCGAUUGCAGCCAAGGCACUUCCCAAGCCGCGCAAAGUGCUUUUGGCAGAGGAGUCCGAUCCUUCCGAAACAGGGUCCCGCAGCCGGAAAAAACGUAGAGUCAAAAAUUGA
Molecule: messenger RNA, 2319 nt
Organism: Lachancea lanzarotensis
Lineage: Eukaryota; Fungi; Ascomycota; Saccharomycetes; Saccharomycetales; Saccharomycetaceae
Gene: ZIP1
Product: LALA0S09e02168g1_1
Exons: 2
Coding region: 1-2319 (772 amino acids)
Source: RefSeq, a predicted model, not a curated record